Molecule: messenger RNA, 991 nt
Organism: Linepithema humile (Argentine ant)
Lineage: Eukaryota; Metazoa; Arthropoda; Insecta; Hymenoptera; Formicidae
Gene: SpdS
Product: Spermidine Synthase
Molecular function (GO): catalytic activity
Source: RefSeq, a predicted model, not a curated record
UGUGUGCGUGUCUUUACUUCAGUUUGACUCAAGCUUCCUUCAGGCAAGCUACGUCAGCUCUAUCAGCAUUACGCGGAGUAUACUUUGGUAAAUAAUCGGACUAAACUAUCAAAAACCCAGAAUGAAUGUUAUGCAAUCAGGAUGGUUCAGCGAAGUGAACGAUUAUCUCUGGCCUGGCGUUGCACUUUCAUUAGAAGUAGAAAAGGUCCUGCAUCAUGAAUGCUCUAAGUAUCAAGAUAUCUUGGUAAUAAAAACAAAAUCACACGGCAAGGCUUUGAUACUCGACAACGUGAUACAAUGCACGGAAAAAGAUGAAUACGCCUAUCAUGAAAUGAUAUCGUAUUUGCCGCUUUGCAGUCAUCCGAAUCCUAAGGACGUUUUGAUAAUUGGAGGUGGCGAUGGUGGAGCUGCUCGAGAGGUCGCAAAACAUCCGGAUGUGGAGCGUGUCACGUUGGUGGACAUUGAUAACAGAGUAAUUGAAAUAUGUAAGGACUAUUUGCCUCGUUUGAGCUUGGGUCUUAACAAUCCUAAAGUAAGCAUUCACGCUUGUGACGGCUUGCAAUACCUGAAGGAUCACCACGGAAAAUUCGAUGUCAUUAUUACUGACAGUUGUGAUCCCGUAGGUCCCGCCGAGCAUCUUUUCGAACAACCGUAUUACGAACUAUUGAAAGCCGCGUUAAAACCUGGCGGAAUCAUUGCCAGCCAGGCUGGCACAGUGUGGGAGAGCAUAGAACAAGUUAAAAACACAUUUGAGCUUUGUAAAAAUACAUUUCCCGUUGCUGCCUACGCAGUAACAGCUGUACCGACGUAUCCCACGGGACAAAUUGGUUUCGUCAUGGGAAGCUUAGAUGACAAAACAAAUUUUACAGAACCGAUUAGAAUAUUCAGUGACGAUGAUCUCGAUGAGAUGGAAAUGAAGUACUACAAUGAUAAAAUACAUCGGGCUGCUUUUGUCUUACCCAGAUUUGUAGAAAUGAAAUUAGUCAAGUAA